Bipolaris victoriae FI3 is the source of this 831-nucleotide messenger RNA. RefSeq lists its product as hypothetical. Gene Ontology annotation, molecular function: DNA binding; zinc ion binding. The transcript has 6 exons. Bases 1 to 831 code for a protein of 276 amino acids. Lineage: Eukaryota; Fungi; Ascomycota; Dothideomycetes; Pleosporales; Pleosporaceae. The record is from RefSeq and is a predicted model, not a curated record.
AUGGGUGUCUACCGUGUCGAGGUGUCUCCCAACAACCGCGCUGGCUGCCAAGUCAAGGCAUGCAAAGACGAAGGCAAAAAGAUCACAAAGGGUGAGUUUCGCUUUGCCGUCCAAGUUACCAUUCAUGAGCAUGUCAGCUGGCAGUACCGCCAUUGGGGAUGCGUCACCCCUAAGCAGAUUGAGAAUCUGAAUGAGACAUGUGGCGGCGAUACAGACAUGGUCGAUGGCUACGAUGAACUGCCAGAAGAGUUCCAAGAAAAGGUCAAGUUCGCACUCGAGCACAAUCAUAUUCCAGAUGAAGACUGCACACGCGACCCCGAGCUCAACCGUCUGGGUGUCAAGAAAUCCAGAGCAAAGAAGCCCAAGAAGGGUGAUGAGGGCGAUGCGUCUGAGGAAGAGAAGCCUAAAAAGAAGAAGUCCACCAAAGUCAAGGACGAAGAUGAAGAAGACAAGCCUGCACCAGCCUCCAAGAAGCGCGGUCGUCCCUCCAAGAAGCAAGCAGCAGACGAUGUUGAAGAGGAAGAGAGUGCCCCGCCUGCGAAGAAAGCUCGCGCUAACGGUAAGAGCAAGAAGGCCGCAGAGCCGGCGAAUGAGAGCGAAGAAGAGGCACCAGCACCUAAGAAGGCCAGGGGUAAGAAGGCGGCACCCAAGAAGGAAGUAGUUGAAGAGGAGGACAAGGAAACAGAAGAUGAAGCCCCACCGCCUAAGAAGGCUCGUGGCAGGAAGCCUGCUGCUAAGAAGGCGGAAGCCGAAGAUGGCAGUGAGGUUGAGGAGGCGCCCAAGCCUAAGAAAGUGCCGCAGAAGAGGGGCCGUAAGAAGGCUUCCGAGUAA